Messenger RNA from Acaulospora colombiana, 427 nucleotides. The record is from the annotation of a GenBank genome assembly. Lineage: Eukaryota; Fungi; Glomeromycota; Glomeromycetes; Diversisporales; Acaulosporaceae.
UCGAAAGACUCUAAGCCAAGCUGGAGCCACUACGCAGCAUCACCAGUACGUCCAUAGCUAUCCAUCUGCGUCCAAUUCUCAAUGUGCCAUUUUGCUCACGAGCUUUCUAGCGAACUUGAACGUGACAAAGCUUUCAGCCGUCGUCCCAAGCAUGUCAUCGAGCAAACACACAAAAGAGCCCACUUACCCCCUCAUCCUCUACACCUAUAACUCGGACAAGAUCCUGUUACCCCACACCAAAACCAUCGAGGAGACACUCAAGCUCCUCCAAUAUUAUUUAGAGAUGCCAAAGAACGAUGACGUUGAGCUAACCACGAAGUGGGGAUCACACUCGGUACGGCUCGUCGCCCAUACGUGGCCAUAUAUUGCAGGAGCGGUGGACGAGAUCAAAGUGACCACCUACGAGAAGGGUCCAUUGUCUCCUUAG